GGAGGCAGAGGCAGCAGCGCAUCCCCCGCGGGGAUGUCGGCGAAGAUGUCGCUUCGCCGCGCCUACUCCAUCAAGGACAAGCUGCAGGCCAUCGAGCGGGUGAAGAAGGGCGAGCGCCAGGCGUCGGUGUGCCGGGCCUUCGGGGUGCCGGGGGGCACGCUCCGGGGCUGGCUGAAGGACGAGGCGAAGCUGCGCUGGUUCCUGGAGCAGCUCGGGGGCGAGGUGGGCACCCAGCGCAAGAAGAUGCGCUUGGCCAACGAGGAGGAGAUCGACCGCGCCGUCUACGCCUGGUUCGUGGCGCUGCGCCAGCACGGCAUCCCGCUCUCCGGGCCCCUCAUCCAGGCGCAGGCUGAAGCCUUCGCCCGCCAGAUCUACGGGCCGGAAUGCACCUUCAAGGCGAGCCACGGCUGGUUCUGGCGCUGGCAGAAGCGCCACGGCAUCUCCAGCCAGCGCAUCUACGGCGAAGGCGCGGCCGCCGAGCCCGAGCGAGCCCCGGCCGCCCGCCCCGAGGCUCUGCCCGACGGCGGCGGCGGCGGCGGCGGCUACGGCGACGAGCAGAUCUACAACGCCAACGUCACCCGCCUCUUCUGGAAGCUUCUCCCCGGCGACGCCGCGGCAUCUCCGGCCAGCGCAUCCACAGCGGCGGCGGCGGCGGGCGGGGGGCGGCGGCGGUGGCGGGGCGAGCGCGUCACGGUGCUGCUGGCCGCCAACCUGACGGGCGCCCACAAGCUCAAGCCGCUGGUGGUCGGGGGUCUCCGCGAUCCCGCCAGCCUCCGGCACCACAACCAGGACAAGUUCCCGGCGUGUUACCGCUACAGCCGCGAGGCCGCGCUGGCACCGGCGCUGCUCCGGGCGUGGUUCUUCGAGGACUUCGUGCCGGGGGUGAAGCGCUACCUGCGGCGGAGCUGCCUCCAGCAGAAGGCCGUGCUGCUGCUCGGCCCGGGCCGUGAGGAUUCUCCUCCCUUGCAGACGCCCGACGGCUCCAUCCGAGCGCUCUUCCUCUCCAAGGGUCCCGCCGGGAGCGGCCCCGCCGGAGCCGGGGGUCGGAUCCCGGCGCCGCUGGAGCAGGGGGUGGUGUCGGCCUUCAAGCAGCUCUACAAGCGGGAGCUGCUGCGCUUGGCCGUGUCCUGCGGCGGCCCCGGCGGCCCCGCCGACUUCGUGAGGUCCUUCCUGCUCAAGGACAUGCUGUGCCUCGCCGGGCUCUCCUGGGACCUCAUCCCGCCGGGCUCCAUCGAGAAGUGCUGGCUCCUGGGGCUGCGCGCCGCCUUCGAGCCGCAUCCCGGCCAGGAGGAGCACGGAGAAACCCCGGCAGCGGGACACGAAGGAGGAGGAGGAGGAGGAGGGGACAGCAAAGUCUUCAGCGACCUGACCCACCUGGCAGCGCUGGCCUUCAAGCGCUUGGCUCCCGAGGAAGUGUCCGACUGGCUGCACUUGGAUGACGCCGCUCCAGGCGCGGACGAGGAGGACGAGGAGGAGGAGGAGGAGGAGGAUGGAGAAGAGGACGCGGGCGAGGAAGGCGCCGAGGAAGACGAGGAGGAGGAGGAAGCAGCCGCUGGCAGAGGCGGUGGGCAAGGAGGAGACCCGCUGCUUCCCACGGCUCGGGAAGCCAUCCAGGGCCUGGAGACGGCGCUGCGGUGGCUGGAGGGGCAGGACCCGCGGGAGGUGGGGCCGCUGAAGCUGGUGCAGCUCCGCUCCCUCAUCUCCACGGCCCAGCGGCUGCGCCGCGGCCGCAGCCCCCACUCCUAGGCCGGGGGCUACCGCUGCCCACCUUUGGGCUACCAACCGCCCCCAGCUGGCCACGGGGCCGGGAAUGCCCCGCUAUCCCAGCGGGAUGGCGGCGGAGGGGCCGCCCGACCCAGCGCCCACCAGGAUUCCUGCUGGGGACCGGGAGGCUGUGGGGUCGCAGUUUCGGGAUUUUCGGGCGUGCUCCGGGGUUGUUCCUCGCCUGAACGUGGUUAGGAGGUGCUAUUUUUUACAUCCCUGGUCGCUGGGUGCCCCCUCCCCAAAAUUUCCCCGGUCGCCCCAAUCCCGUGGGGAGAAGGGGUUAGGGAUGGACCUGCUCGGUGUCAGCGGGAUUAUUGGGGAUGCUCCCCCAGGUGAGUCCCCAAAUCUCAGAGCAGCUGGACAGGGACCACUCCCGAGGUGCUGUAGGGCGAAUAUUCCACCCUGGAAGGGGUUGGUGACGCCCUUCCCACUGCUGAAACAAAAUCCCAGAAAGCCAGGAUGGUUUGGGGCCGGUUUAAGGCAACUCCGUGCACUGGAUUGGGAAAGGGACACUUGGGUGGCAUCCAAGAAGCUGCAGCUCCCUGGAAAAAGGGACCAGCACCACCAGCAUUCCCACCACAACUGGGAACACCUGGACCACGGGGACCUGCUGAACCAGGUACAUCAUCCCCGGGGAGCCAAAGGUUUGGGGGGUGGUCGGGGCUGGAUGACACCUGUGGGCGAGCUGAGGUCGGAGCAGGGAGCCACCUCGGAAUUGUGGAGGCCUCAGAGAGGAAUUUGGCAGCUCUUGGCCUUACCUGGAAGAAAUUUGAGCCGGUUGAACCAAAUUACUGAAGGGAGGAGCGGGGGGGUAACGAGGUGAACUCCGAGGAGCUGCCCCAGGUCAGCUGGAGGGGUGGAGGUUUCUCCGUGUCUUUGUCUCCUCAGCGCAGAGUUUAUGGGAAUUAAAUGGGUUUUUAUUCCCACACGGA
This is a messenger RNA of Myiozetetes cayanensis, 2696 nucleotides long. It is a transcript of the gene TIGD5, whose product is annotated as tigger transposable element derived 5. Gene Ontology annotation, cellular component: nucleus. The transcript has a single exon. The record is from RefSeq and is a predicted model, not a curated record. Gene Ontology annotation, molecular function: DNA binding. NCBI's taxonomy places the organism in Eukaryota, Metazoa, Chordata, Aves, Passeriformes, Tyrannidae. Bases 34 to 1746 code for a protein of 570 amino acids.